This is a messenger RNA of Seriola aureovittata, 957 nucleotides long. It is a transcript of the gene abitram, whose product is annotated as actin binding transcription modulator. The coding region runs from base 106 to 654 and encodes 182 amino acids. The record is from RefSeq and is a predicted model, not a curated record. The transcript is spliced from 6 exons. Lineage: Eukaryota; Metazoa; Chordata; Actinopteri; Carangiformes; Carangidae. Gene Ontology annotation, cellular component: nucleus; dendrite; lamellipodium. Gene Ontology annotation, molecular function: actin monomer binding; actin filament binding. Gene Ontology annotation, biological process: regulation of actin filament polymerization; regulation of filopodium assembly; dendrite morphogenesis.
UUACAGUCUCACACAUAUAACUGUCCGUCAAGCAAAGUCGUGGGCUAGCUGAGUCUUUACUUCAAAUACGUGUUUUUGUUGUUGCCCGUGUUGUGAAUACUUUUGAUGGACGGAAUAGAACAGAAAGAAACGGAAGAAAAUGCGCCCUCAGUCAUCGACCGGUAUUACACGCGGUGGUACAGAGCAGAUAUGAAGGGGAAACCGUGUGAGGACCACUGCAUCCUGCAGCAUUCAAACAGAAUAUGCGUCGUCACAUUAGCAGAGACUCACCCAAUCCUUCAGAACGGAAGGACAAUCAAGAGCAUCAAUUAUCAGAUCAGUAAUGGCUGCAGUCGUCUGAACAAUAAAGUGUCUGGGAAGUCCAAGCGGGGCGGUCAGUUCCUUACCGAUUUCGCACCUCUGUGUAGGAUAACAUGCACAGAUGAAAGUGAAUACACAAUCUACAGCUGCAUCCGGGGCCGUCUUCUUGAGGUCAAUGAGAAUAUUUUAGAAAGACCUGCACUUUUGCUGGAAAAGCCAUUCACUGAAGGAUACAUCGCUGUCAUCCUGCCAAAGUUUGAGGAGAGCAAGAGCAUAACGGAGAAUCUUCUGAGCAGAGAAGAGUUUGAGAGCAUCAUCUCCAAACGAAAUGAUGAUGAAUCUCAACCCUCUUGACAGGGCUCCACGUUCUGUCCUUGUUAAUGCCUGAACUGUUUUGGAAGAGCUCAUCUUCCUUCAAAUGCCACCAGGUUGGGUAAAAACUGUGGAUACUGUCCUGGAACGUGGCAGUUACUUUAUGCAAGCAUUGCACUGUCUCCACACUAUUAUACAGUGUUUUUUAUUGUUAAAGAAGGUUUCAGGAAGCACUCUUCUUUAAAGUGCUUUAUUUAUUGUUUGUUUUUUGUAACUUGAAGAACAAGGAAAUGUAGGAAAGCAUGACAUUAUUUGAAAAUGUAAUUAAAUACUUAAAAACCUUAA